This is a messenger RNA of Ictalurus punctatus (channel catfish), 651 nucleotides long. RefSeq names its product glucagon b (gene gcgb). Bases 106 to 468 code for a protein of 120 amino acids. Gene Ontology annotation, molecular function: hormone activity; glucagon receptor binding. Gene Ontology annotation, biological process: response to starvation. The record is from RefSeq and is marked provisional. Gene Ontology annotation, cellular component: extracellular region. Lineage: Eukaryota; Metazoa; Chordata; Actinopteri; Siluriformes; Ictaluridae. The transcript has 4 exons.
AAGGAAACGCUCCUGGGAGCCUGAUAAGACGCCAGCAUACACCAGCACCCUUUCUCUAUCAUCCUUCUGUUUCUUCCUUUCGGCAGUCGAUCUACAGGGAGCAGAAUGAAGAGCAUCCAGUAUUUGGCUGGACUUUUACUCCUCAUCAUUGUACAAAGCAGUUGGCAAAUUCCCAUCGAUGACACAGAGGAAAAUUCCAGUGUAAUGUUAGAAGAUACGCUACUCAAUAAUCCAACCUACAUGAAGAGGCACUCAGAAGGAACAUUCUCAAAUGAUUACAGCAAAUAUCUGGAGACCAGAAGAGCUCAGGAUUUCAUACAGUGGUUGAUGAACUCAAAGAGAAGUGGUUCCCACACAAGACGGCAUGCAGACGGCACAUACACCAGCGAUGUGAGCUCAUACAUGCAGGACCAAGCAGCCAAGGAGUUUGUGUCCUGGCUGAAAAUGGGGAGAGGGAGAAGAGAGUAGAGAAGUUCCCUUCAGCAAAAGAGAAGUUCUUUAUACCUUUUACACAGGAAAGAGACAUUCUGCAACACUCUUUUGGACCAUCCUAUUCCAUCACACCAUAUUUUAUAAGGAACUGUGGUGUCAUUGCCUAAAACAAAAUGUGUUUGAAAUAAAUCUCUGCUGAAUCUAAGCACUGUGAUAUAA